This is a messenger RNA of Camellia sinensis, 1842 nucleotides long. NCBI's taxonomy places the organism in Eukaryota, Viridiplantae, Streptophyta, Magnoliopsida, Ericales, Theaceae. The record is from RefSeq and is a predicted model, not a curated record.
AGUGUUUUUUGCAUUGCAGCCAUAUCCAAGUGAUGUUACUUGCAACAACUGCAUAUGUUUUAUGCAUUAUGGGGAUCAUUUCGAUGUACAUUUGGUAUGCACCAGACUCAUCGUGCCUUCUUAACAUUUUCUUCAUCACCUGGACACUAGUACUCCUCCAACUCAUGACCAGUGUCUCUCUCCACCCAAAAGUGAAUGCUGGCUUCUUGACACCAGGGCUUAUGGGGCUUUAUGUGGUGUUCCUCUGCUGGAGUGCCAUAAGAAGCGAACCACCGGAAGAAAAGUGCAUCAAGAAAGUGGGAGCAGCAGCCAAAGGAGACUGGUUAACCAUCAUAAGCUUGGUUGUUGGAGUACUUGCAAUUGUUAUUGCAACAUUUUCAACAGGCAUUGAUUCCCAAUGUUUUCAGUUUAAGAAGAAGGAAAGAGAGUCUGAAGAUGAUGUUCCAUACGGGUUUGGCUUCUUCCAUUUCGUUUUCGCCACAGGAGCCAUGUAUUUUGCUAUGCUAUUGAUUGGUUGGAAUACUCAUCAUACCAUGAAAAGGUUGUUGCACUCAUUUUUAUGUGCAUGUGUAUAUAUUUAUUAUCUAUUCUAUUAGAUAAGAUGAUUAACACCCAUCAAUUAUUUUAGAACUCCAUUUAUUUAGACCACUACUUAUAAAUUUUAAAAUUCUUAAAAUUUCUUUUCUCCUCCCCCUAAAUAAUAUCAAAAUUAUUCUUAUAAAAAUAUUUCACUCAUUCAAAUACACACCCCCACACUCCAAAAAGCCUCUCUCAAAACCUUAACAAAACUCACAAUGGUGGAACCUCCCAAAGCUAGCGAAAAAAAUUUGUGGUGAUUAAGAAAUUUUUUCUCUGCUUUAUUAUAAGAUUUGUCAAUUUGUUUGAUUUUUUUUUUUUCUUUUCUUUCUAUUACCUCUUUUCACAUGCACAACACAAUCUACUUUCAUGCUUCUUUGGUUAGUUUUCUGUGAUUUAUCCAUGAUUUCACUGUACUUGUAUACUCUCUGUGUGAGCAAAACUAGGCAGGAUUUCACCCCGUCAACUGACUAGUCGACUACCCAAGAGUGGUCUGACCUCCUUUGUUUGCCUAUUUCUGUUGCUGCUUCGGUUAUCUGUUCCCGAACAAAUAAGAAAUGUUCAAUUACUUGUUCCUGAAUAAAUAAACAAUGUUUAGACCUGUGUUGCCAAAUUUCAGUCAUAUGUUCGGGAGUUUAGUCUCGAAAAAAUGACGAACAGUUUUUAUUAUUUUUGCCAUCUUUUUCAAAAAACUUACCCUCACAAGGCCAAUCUCUUCUAAGUUAAGAACAACAUCAUAGUUAUGAACCUCUUCUAAAUUUUUAUUGUUGUACUCCUUUCGUCUCAUAGAGUUGUGAUUGUUGAAAAAACUUUCACUCAUUGUCAUUGCCGGAGAAAUAUAUGUGAUCAAAUGGCUGCCACCAUUGCUGUCGGAAUAUUUCCGUUGAAGGGUUUUCAAAGUUUUGAGGGUAGGUAGGUUUUGAAUAUGGGAAUUGGGAAAGAUAGAUGGGUAGUGAUAGAGGUGGAUGGUCUCAUAAACCCUAACUCAUGAUGUAGUGGAUGUGUAAGUUUAAUUGUAAGAUGGAGUGUCUCAAAAUUUUUGAUAUCCUUUUUAGUAAUUUCAUUUAAGGUUAUUAUUGUAAUAAAUAAAUAAUAAAAAAAAAGGCUAAAAAAUAGAGGAUCUCAAAUAAUUGAUGUGAUGCUAAUAGUAGUACUUUUAGAUAAAGCACAUUAGAAUAUGUUUUAAAGCUAUAUUAAUCCUUUUUUUCAUUCCCAAAUUAGCCCUAUGCAGCCAUCUAAAUUACCCCGUCCAUUUACAUUCAGUUU